AUAAUCUCAAGGUCGGUUGACGCUAUCGUUUGGUAAGGCGCGAUGUUGAACAGAAUGGAUUUUCAUUCUAGUAAUCUAUCAUACCGCGGAAGAAGGAUGGAAAUUCUUCUGGUAGUUUUAGCUGUCAUCAAACUAUUAAAAGUGAUAUCUGUUUACGCUACGUAUGAACUGUUAAAGAAUUCUAAUCCUCUCACUAUAUUAAUUGCUUUAAAAUUUACUGCAUUACUUAUUAUGGUGCCACUGCAGAAGCCUUUUAAUGGACCUAAAUUGAAGAUUACUGAGUGGUUUCACAUCUUAAAGUUCUCUUUUGUCCGGCUUCUUAUUGAUGCUUUUUGGAUAGAAGGGCUUAUUCUUUGUGGUCCCUUCAGGUUUAUUUUGUUGUUCGAGCACAGCGAACUUCUAAUUCUUGCUUCAGUUGGUACAUUUAUCUUCGGGUCCAAUUGCACUAAAAGAACUCGAGGGUCAGUAUUCUUUGUAAUUGGUGUAGUGUGUUUGGUAUUUUUCGACCAUGAUUAUAGUCAUGGGGAGACGGAGCAUCCUGAAGGAGUUCAUAAAAGUUUCCUAAUCCAUCAUUUAUAUGAAUUAUUUGUAAACUUUGGACUCUCAGAUCACAAGGUUGGUGUUGUUGUCCUAAUUAGUGCGGUUUGCUUGGAUGCCGGGCUAGCUUCAAUUUCUAGGACGUUAGUAACAUCUGUCGGAGGUGCCAAACGUUUAUACAGCCUUUCUGCGUUAAUCAGCUUCGUCAUAUUGAUUCCGUUUUUUCUUCUUACUCACUUCUUCAAUGAAAACUCCUUUCACACAAAGGAACAAUUAAAUCUUUUGAAGAUGGUAGAAAAUGUUAACGAUCAAAUGCCUUCUCAUGAAUCAUCUGGAAAUAUCCCACAAAGAGAUUGGCUAUUUUGGAUGGUUUAUAUAAGUACCAUGCAUGUAAUCGAUUUCUAUAUGACCAGUCUGGUCAGCGGGCGACUUGGUUCUCAAUCAGUGACUCGUCUUGCUAAACUAACUGUCGUUAUAACUAGCCUAAUAUUCAGCCUUUUCUGGUCAUCUUCAGAUUCCGUAGAACAAUUUGUUUCAGUCGAUCGUAAUGAGAUUCUUGUAAACAGUUUCCUACUUAAACAUCAAAUGUCUGUUGGAGUAAUUGUUUCGGUCGUUUGUAUUUUAUAUGCUUCAGAUCUUUUAACUGCAGAUAAAUCUGGUCAUGGUCCAGAAGGCAUUUCAAGUGGUCAUUUUAUUGGUUAUUCAAUGGCUGGUUUACCUUUAUUUACUGCUGGACAAACGCCUACACACGGUACUGCCUUAUUAGCGAAUUCAGAAGAAUUUGGUCUAUGGUAUCAUUUACGAGCUACGUUUCAUGGCAUAUUAACUGGACAAGCUUCACGUCGCAUUUUCGCGUUCUUGUGUUUAAAUCUAGCUUUUACAUUUGUGGAACUUUUUUAUGGUGUAUGGACAAAUAGUUUAGGUUUAAUUUCUGACGGUUUUCAUAUGUUAUUCGAUUCAGCAGCACUUGUAGUAGGGUUAUAUGCUGCUGUAGUUUCACACUGGAAACCGACACGUAUAUUCUCAUUUGGAUAUAACAGUGCAGAGAUUCUAUCUGGACUUGUCAAUGCACUGUUCCUGUUGGUUAUAUCUGGAUCAGUGUUUAUCAAUUCAAUUGUACGUAUUCAUCAACCACCAGACAUUAAAACUGAUAAAUUAUUGGCUGUAUCUAUUUUAGGUUUGCUUGUAAAUAUUGUUGGUGUUGUCGCUCUUGGUCAUGCUCACAGUCAUGGAGGCCAUGGUCAUAGUCAUGGUGGACAUGGUCACAGUCAUAGUGGUUCCCACGGUCAUAAUCAUGGAGGCAGUUCUAGUGAACAUUGUCAUAAUCACGAGCAUGGUCACAGCCAUAGCCGGAAUCAUAGCCACAGUUCAAAUAGAUCUCAUUCUCAUCACCAUGAUCUCAAACAUGCUGUUGAAGCUCAUAAUGAAGAACUUCAUUAUGGUCAUACACACGGUCAUCAGCAUCACUGUGGAUCGCACAAAUCACAGAAAGAUGAAGCAGGAGAUGCUAACCUACGAGGUGUGUAUUUACAUGUGCUUGCUGAUACUUUGGGUAGUGUAAGUGUAAUAUUCAGUUCAUUUCUGGUAACCAAUUAUGGUUGGAAUGUAGCUGACCCGAUAUGUUCAAUGUUUAUUGCAUGUGUAAUUGGCUAUUCAGCUAUGCCUUUGCUCAAUGAUACCCUUUGUUUGCUUACUUUAAAAGUACCUGAUGAAUUUCAUUCUCAAUUAAUGGUUAAGAAAAUAUUGCAAGUGGAUGAAGUUGUUUCUGUUUCAAAUCCAUUUAUUUGGACUCAUAUGCAUAAAUCUGUAUGUGUUUGUGUAACGGUUCGAAUUCAGUCUAGUGCCUCAGAACAAGUAUUAUUACGAAAGGUAGUUUCCAAUGCUUUUAUUUACUUAGAGAAUUAAUAUUUCUUGUGAUUUGAAAGUUGUAGUUAUAGUUUUGUUCGCAGUGCUGCUUACGUAUUUAAAUAGCAGAUACGUUCUGUAGUAUUUUCAUAUUUUUGUCAACUAUUCUCUAUAGUUAUGGUCUUCCAAAUGUGACUCAUUCGGUUCAACCGUUUUUAGUGGGAUAUAAGUAUUACUAGGAAUAUUUCAAAUGAGAGCCCGAAAAUUUCUCGAACAGUGAUAAAUUUCUCAUGUGUAAUAACCCAUACAAACCACUUAGUGAUUUUGAUUAUAGCGUUAACCAUAUCAGAUAGGCGUACUCAAAAAGUUAGUUCUAAUGGAAGGUAUAUCCUAAUCGCGAAAAAGUGCUACAAAACACCUAUUCCUCUUUUCUUCAAACUGGAACUAAAGGUGAUGCCCAAACAAAAAUAAAAGUACUUGCUUAAAAAGCAAUGAUAAGGCUAAAUGCUUGACGAUUUUAUAAGUUAUGUUAUGAAAUUUUUUUUCUAUUGAACGAUUUCUACACCAAAGACUAGAGAAUAUGAUAUUCAUAAUCUUUUAUUGAUCUACUAGUGUCAACAUCUAAGUGCAACAAAAGAUUCCUGCCAGCGUAAAUAGAUCGUUGGUAGCAUCCUUGAUAGCGUUCUGGAUAUCAUAGGUAACAUCAUUCUACUCAAGAUUACAGAUACCAACGAUUCCCAAGUAGACCGGAAUUGUUUAAAUAUUUUUGAAGGAGGGUGUUUAACCAAACUUCAGCUAGAACCUCACUUCUAUACCGAUGGUCAUGUUAGUAGUUGUAAACACUUCUUUUGGAUGCAAAGGUUAGGUUGUAGUGUCGGUUACUAUGUUAAGCCCACAUACUUAUUUUAGCUUCUGGUCACACCAAUUUAUUCAUUCUUCUUGAGUCACAUUUUCGACCUUGUUAAUUUUUCACUUAUCAACCUUAACUGUUUUUUAUAUGAGCGUAUGUGUGUUCAUUGCUUAUCCUAUUCAUCACAUGCCUGUAACUUAUUUUUAUCUGACUUUAAAUAUCGAUUAACUCUUGAUUAAAUCGAGUUGGAUCACACUCUUUCUCCACUGUGUGUCAUUUCGCUUCGUUUCUCCGGUCGUUUGUCUGGAUGAACGAUUGUAUGAAAUAUACGUAUUCGAAAUUCAUUCUCGUAUUUGACUUAUUUAAUUCCGUUAUUGACUAAAGCGGAUUAAGUCGAUAAUUAUAUACGAGGAUAGCCGACCUGAGUAUUUCAAUAACAAUCGUUUACACGAUCUACCCGGAGCCAGAUAUAAGGGCCACAAAAUUGUUUAUGAACACGGAUCCCGAUAGCUUCAGCAAAAUGCAACAGACGAACUCGUAAACCAUGUGCUAUGCAGUGAGGGAUUUGCCGAAUUGUACUUUCUAUAUAACUGGCUCUACAGUAGUUGAAAUGGCGAAUACACACGGAUGUGGCGAGUUAAGGCAGUUUAUCUUCAUUGAUGGUUUUUAUUAUCGGGGGGAUGUAGAAAACCAUAUUCAGUUUGGCUGCAGUAAAUGUUUUCUGCACCGUCUUUCUUUUGAGUUACAAUUUCUUCAGUAGCAUCAUUUAGAAAUAGUAAUUUUAACACCAAUACUUCCUCUGGAAUAGUAGAGCCCCCAAAUACCCUAGUAAGGCCGAGAGUGGGGAGAGUCCACUCUCCCUCUCGAAACGCUCUCACAUGGCCACGCGUAUAUAGCCUCUGCCAGGGAAUUCCUACUCACUGCCUUCUCGUGGCUGGAGUGUUGUUUACCAAAUUGAGAGGACGAAAAGCGAAUGUCUAGUGCUUUAACCGGGUCGGUGGACAUGGAGAGUCCACCUAGGGGAGUUGGAAAACCCUGAUUCCAAACCAAUGGUGUACAUGGUUUCCAGUAUCCUAAAGGAACAAAUGGCAUAUGAACCAAUCGUUGGUCACCGGCUACCAUUGGACUGCAUCUCUUUACGUUGCUCCACUGUCUUGUGUAUCAGACGUUCAGGUCGAAGGCUGUGGGUGUGGCCCCCUAAGAAAAGCACCUGAUUCGGUUUGGGCACUCGAGUAGUAUCACAGCUCUCACAAAUAUCAAAUGAGGUUUGUGUGGUGCAUAUGUAUUUGGUGCCUCAUUGUAGCAAUAUCUAUGUGUUAAAAUAAAUAAAUAAUAGUAGAUAUAUUUAGUUCUCUUUUCAUCCUAUUUAUGUAUUUGUGAGUGAAUUUUAUUCCCGUAGGUCUAACAUUUCGAACAUGUUUUCUGAAAUAAAAUCUUUUUUAAUGUUUCAAUGAUUUUCAUAGCUGUUUUUAAAUUCUGUCUGUCACAUCAUUCUUUACUCCUAUCACUUAAAACGGCUUUCAUCCUGUUUAAACGGUCGUUUUCAUCCAUGAGUACUACACCAUAACCUUUGUCUGGUUUCGUAAUUAACAAAUUAUCAUCUAUUUGCUUAAAGCUUCUUUAUAUUUUUUCGUCAAAAUUCCUUUUGAACUGUAUUCAUUGUUUAGGUGUCUAAGGCAACAGUCUAUUAGUGUUGAUUUAAAUCUCUCGACAUCAUCUUUUGAUGAAGUUACUAGUUCUGCUGUUUGGGUAUAAAAUUUUUUCAAAUUGGAUUUCAACGUCCAAUUUUUUAUUAACCGUUUUCUUAAAGUCACAAAACUUAGGAUCCAACAUUAGUUGCAAUAGUAACUUGUUUUUUGUUCAUUAAUAAUUAUGUUUUAUUAGCAUUUAGCUUACUAAACAAAAUUUUACCUACUUUAUUCUUUUUCAUUCGUGUAAUAGAUUAAAGAAUUAAUUCAAUAUCAUUUCACAUCUAUAUCUCAUUUAACUAUACAAAUUGAAAAAGAAGAAUAUGAAUAUCAUACUCAAGCUAUGGGUUUACAUUUAUCUGUUAUUGGACAUUAUCCUAAAUCAUUUAUCAAUUCGAAUGUUUUAAUGAAUGGAUUAACACAUCAUCAUCACCAUGAUAAUACCAAUCAUUGUGGUAAAUAUAACUGUUCAUCUGAACGCAUGAAUUUAUUAUCUGUUAAAGAUAUUUAAACACGUAUGCAUUGUAGUUGUCAGUCCAUGUCGAAAAGGCAUCUUUUGAUUUUUUAUAGCUCCGUUCCCUUUUGUUCUUCACUUCCUUCCUUAUUUGUUCGUAAAUUAUCAUUAUUAUUUCCAGUUAAUUUCUCAUCAUUCCAUAUUACCUAAAUCAAUAACCCUUCCGGAUAAUUCUCCUUCACUUUCCACUUUCAUUAUUGUACAUAGUUGUAUUCAAUCUCUUUAAUACCAUCUUCACCCCAGUUUAUUCUAUGAAAUUAAUCAUUAUGAUCCUUGUCGUUUUUCGUUGUCUUUUGUAUAGUAUUUGUCUACCUAAUAAAGUUCCCUUACUUAUACUACUUUUUAGUAUAGUAGUAUAGAGGUUUAUUGGAGUUUUGUAUAAUAUUCGAUUUCUAGGUGAAUUAUAUUCAAAAUUAUUUCAAAUGAGCAUUCUCAGCCCUAAUUAUUUCUUUCUUUAAUUAUGUACUCUAAUUUGUACUACUGAUUUAUGUUAUUUCAUAUAACUGGUUCUGAAUCUAACCCUACCGGUUCAUCUUUGGUUAUUCUUUUCGCUAUUGAUUUUGUCUGCGCUGUCAGAUAUCUUAUUUUACCUUGAUUACGUUUUUUAACUGACGUUUCUUAAAUUCUCUGGGAGUUUGCCGGUUGUUCUGUCUUUCAUCAAGCUUCAAAAUGUGCUUUUUUUGUUGGCCUAGUUACACACGUUUAAAUUAUUUAGUAGUCAACCACUUGUACUUGUAAAUGAUUUAAGCGAUGACUGUGAUUAUAUUUUUGCCUACAAAAUGUGGAGUGUAUGCAUGAAUGUGUUGUUUAUUUUAUAAGUCUGUUAAAUCAACUUAGUAAGGGUUUUUUGAGUGAAGGUUUUUUAUAUAUACUUUAUGAUUAUUUAUCACCUUUUAAAACAAACAUUUCUCGUUUUAUGCAGAAUAAAGAAUCAACCAUUGUAAAGAAUUGGUGUAUUUUUAACAUUUACUUCGGUCACACGUUAAUGAUAUUUCAGUAAUAUCGGUUUUCUUAAAAUAUUCUUCGCUUACUUUGCUGGUUUUAUGCAUUCACUUUCAUAUUAAUUAUUUUCUGCUUUGUAAAUGAGAUUAUUGCAAGGCAGAUGGGUCUGUUAAAAAUAUACUUUUUUUAAAACGUGGAUUAAUGGGUCUUUUUUGAAAAAAAUCUAAAAAAGAACACGCUAUGGCUAUUCAAAAAUCGCUGAUUAUUUGCCAUCCAAAGGACUCUUCACUGACUAUAGCUAAUUGUUUACUUGUCUGACAACUUGUAAUACUAUGCCUCCACCAUAGUGCUCCCACCUUCUAUCUUUAAAGUUAUUUGCCUGAAAACGUACUAACUAGUGUUUACUGGAUUCUCUUUUCCUACAUUGUGAACCAACUUGGAUAGUAGUAUCUUUGACUGAAUUCUUAAGUUUGUCGAAAUCUGUGUCAGUAUAGUUUUAUGUGAAGUGUGUAUGUCUUGUAAUAUUCCCCUUAAUUACUUCAGUUGCUGUAUCCACAGACCUAAAGUUUUGUUGUGAAUAUCAAUAACACUCGAUCAGUAUUUGCAGUUUAUUCGAUUC
Schistosoma guineensis is the source of this 6995-nucleotide messenger RNA. Lineage: Eukaryota; Metazoa; Platyhelminthes; Trematoda; Strigeidida; Schistosomatidae. The record is from the annotation of a GenBank genome assembly.